AUGAAAUAAAAAAUCACCAACAAAUUAAAAUAUGAAUUGGCCACUAAAGUAGGUAGUUAUUUUGGGCUUGAUCAAGUCUUCAUAUACAUUGUUUAAUCCCCAAAUCAUUUAUAAACCUAAACAAUUUCCAUUAAACCAUGAAUUACAUAAUCAAACCAUGAAUCAUCAAGCACGAAAAUCCCCAAAAUCUCCGGCAAUUCGCCCGGGGACUCAACAAGUGUGGAAUCAGAGCUCAAGUUCCGAUUCGAAUUCAAAGUCCGGUUCUGUUCAUGGAUUGCAAAGGAAUCGACAACACAAUUCGAAGAAAAACAGCUCAAUUUUUGGUUACGUUGCUAGGGUUUUGACCUGUAGGAGCAAUAUAGCUGAUGAUGAUGUUGAUCAUGCUCCACCUGCUACGGUUCAAUAUUUAACACACAACAGUUUAAGAAACAACAAAAACCUCAACCACUCUAAGGCCUCUAACGGACAACAGGGUGUAGAUGAAUUAUCAUUUCAAGAUAUUUGUAAGGCAACCGGAAAUUGGUCUGCUUCAAAUAUAAUCGGGGAAGGAGGAUUUGGUACCGUUUACAAGGGAACAUUGAAAAAUGGAUCCACCAUAGCCAUAAAGCGUGCGAAAAAGGAAAACUAUGACAAAGGGACACCAGUGGAAUUCAAAAAUGAAAUACUAACCUUAUCAAAAAUUGAGCAUCUAAAUCUGGUUAGAUUCUACGGAUUUAUAGAGCAUGGAGACGAGCGUAUUAUCGUGCUCGAAUAUGUUCCCUACGGAACCCUUCGUGAACAUUUAGAUGGUAAACGUGGAAGCGGACUAGAAAUUGGAGAACGUCUAGAUAUUAUGAUUGAUAUAGCUCAUGCAGUUACAUAUUUGCAUACAUAUACAGAUCAACCCAUAAUACACAGAGAUAUAAAAUCAUCUAAUAUACUGCUUAAUGAUAAAUUGCGUGCAAAAGUGACUGAUUUUGGAUUCGCGCGUAUAAAGGUUGAAGAUCCUGAAGCUACUCAUAUUUCUACUCAAGUCAAAGGAACUGCAGGCUACUUAGAUCCCGAAUACCUCGGUACGUACCAACUUACCGACAGGAGUGACGUUUAUUCAUUUGGAGUUUUGCUAGUCGAGCUGGUGACGGGAAGACUACCGAUUGAUUUAACCAAAGCUUCGAAUGAGAAAUUUACUACAAGAUGGGCAAUGCAAAGACUAAAACGAGGGGAGGUGGUGCUGGCAAUGGAUCCAAAGCUAAUGAGGAACCCGGCUUCGUUGAUGGUGGUCGAAAAGGUGCUAAGACUGGCACGACAAUGUGUGGCCCCCACUAGACAAUCUAGACCGUCGAUGAUGCAAUGUGCAGAGAUCUUGUGGAGAAUCAGAAAAGAUUACCAUGAACAAAAUGAUGCUAUGGAAGCUGCAAACCAUUCUGUUCAGGUUCCUGAAAUUGAUGCUAGAAAGAACCGUCGCCAGUUUUUUGGUAUUGAAGAUAGCAGCAAACAGAGGUUUCAAUCUGCGUAGAAAUUGUAUAAAGUAAAGAGGUUUUGUAAUUAGAGUAUUUGUUCAACUGUUGGCUUGUAUUUUAAAUUAAAAAUGUUUUCUUUAAUCACACAUAUAUAUGUAUAGAUAUAGAUAGAUGUAUUUUGGUUGAUUAUUAAAAAUGUACACAUAUAACCUUUUGUAUUUUAAUUGAUUGUAACUUUAUUUAUAAUU
Messenger RNA from Helianthus annuus (common sunflower), 1687 nucleotides. RefSeq names its product calmodulin-binding receptor-like cytoplasmic kinase 2. The transcript has 5 exons. Gene Ontology annotation, biological process: protein phosphorylation. Bases 158 to 1495 code for a protein of 445 amino acids. The record is from RefSeq and is a predicted model, not a curated record. Lineage: Eukaryota; Viridiplantae; Streptophyta; Magnoliopsida; Asterales; Asteraceae. Gene Ontology annotation, molecular function: protein kinase activity; ATP binding.